CUUCUUGGUAAGAAUGGUCACCUUAUUAAAGUAGCUUGCACACUCAUCUGGAGCAGGAGUUGCCGAGCUGAGUGGAGAGGAAGCCUGGACUCUCACUAGUCAGUGAAACCACAGUUGCUGCCAUGGCCGGGAAGCCAGUGCUUCAUUACUUCAAUGGCCGGGGCCGAAUGGAAUGCAUCAGGUGGCUGCUGGCUGCAGCAGGGGUGGAGUUUGAAGAGAAGUUUAUAGAACGUCCAGAAGACUUGGAAAAGUUAAAAAAAGAUGGGAAACUGAUGUUUGACCAGGUGCCCAUGGUGGAGAUUGACGGGAUGAUGCUGGUGCAGACCAGAGCCAUUCUCAACUACAUUGCCACCAAAUACGACCUCUAUGGCAAGGACGUGAAGGAGAGAACCCUGAUUGACAUGUAUUCAGAGGGCAUUGUAGAUCUGACUGAAAUGAUCAUGCAACUGGUUGUAUGUCCCCCGGACCAGAAAGAAGCCAAGAUUUCCAUGAUAAAAGACAGGACCAAAAACCGGUACUUGCCUGCCUUUGAAAAAGUGUUGAAGAGCCAUGGACAAGACUACCUUGUUGGCAACAGGCUGACCAGGGUGGACAUUCACCUGCUGGAACUUCUCCUCUAUAUUGAAGAACUUGACUCCAGCCUUCUGGCCCCUUUCCCCCUGCUGAAGGCCCUGAAGAGCAGACUCAGCAGCCUACCGAAUGUGAAGAAGUUCCUACAGCCUGGCAGCCAGAGAAAGCCUCCCGUUGAUGCAAAACAAAUCGAAGAGGCUAGGAAGUUGUUCAAGUUCUAGGAAAGCUGCAUUGAGAGAGCCCACAGACACUAGAGUCUGGAGUUUUUAAAUAAUAAACAGCAAUUUUUUAUACUGGUAGUAGAGAAAAUGAACAUGAAUAAAGGAUAUAUAUAUAUGUCAUGUGUUCAACUUGUUGACCUGGGAUUGCAGGAUCACAUUCCAAGAAGGCAAAUAAUAAUCAUUACAAAUAAGAGCAAAGCUUGUAAAAAUAAGGAAAAAGUACACAAAAAGAACACUAACAAGAGAAAAGAAGUGACUAACAUCUUUGUAGAAUUAGCCAAAAAUAUUAAAGGUAACAUUAAUUACAAGACAAAGAAAUAAAAAUGAAAAAAUAGAAUAAAAAAUAAAGAAAAAAAUUAAGGUCUAAAAAAAGUGCAAUUAGGGGAGAAGGAAUUGGAUAACUAGUGUAAAGAUAUUUUAAAGAAAGAAAAAAUACCAGAGAAAACAAAAUUAAACAUUUAAAAUAGUGAGAGUGAAUCUGGAGAGCAGGCUCGCAAGUGACAAGCACUGGUUUUUCUUAGAGAGGCCCAGGUUAGGUGCCCAGCAUCUCCAUGACAUCUCACAACCAUCUGUAACUUCAUCUCCAUAGAACCUGAUGUCAUCUUCAGACCUCUGUGGUCACUGUUCACCCGUGAGAUACAUACAUAUAUGUAGCCUCAACACCUCAACAUGCAAAAUAAAAAUUAAAAAAUACUUUUAUAGUAAAAAUAGAGAGGAAAAUACACUUUCAAGCAAAAUAACAAUAACAGAAAAUAUCUUUGAAAAGUUUCUGUCUUUAGCUGGGUGUGGUGGCACAUGCCUUUAAUCCCAGCACUUGGGAAGCAGAGCUACAUGGAUCUUUGUGAAGUCUCAAGGCCAACCUGGUCUACAUAGUAACUUCCAGGACAGCUAGAGCUACAGAAUAGUGAUGCCCAGUCUCAAAUGAAUAAAUAAAUGAUAAAUAAAUUCUGUCCUUGCUCCACUGGAA
Molecule: messenger RNA, 1758 nt
Organism: Peromyscus leucopus (white-footed mouse)
Lineage: Eukaryota; Metazoa; Chordata; Mammalia; Rodentia; Cricetidae
Product: glutathione S-transferase A2
Exons: 7
Coding region: 123-791 (222 amino acids)
Biological process (GO): xenobiotic metabolic process; glutathione metabolic process
Cellular component (GO): extracellular exosome; cytosol
Molecular function (GO): glutathione transferase activity
Source: RefSeq, a predicted model, not a curated record